AUGCCUCGGCCUAGAAGACCUGGUGCACCAGAACCAAAGCGUCGAAGCCGUAAAGGAUGUUGGCCAUGCAAAGCACGCAAGGUAAAAUGUGGCGAGGAGAAACCGGCAUGUCUUAAUUGUCAACGACAAGGCGAUCCUUGCGAUUAUAGCGUCCGUCUGAACUGGGGAGGAAGGGCGAAACGCAUGUCAAUUGACUCGCCAAAUUCACAAUCUAGUGGGCAUGGAGGGAGUAUGAUUAGAUUUUCGGACUCAUUCGCUAUCAACAACCUGAGCCCGAUUUCGUUCCCCACUCCAACAAGCAACCCUGCAGAUGGAUUUCUCAACACUCACCCCGGGGAGUUGACUUCACCGAAAGCAAUAUCUCCAAGUACACCAGCAUCAGUGGGCCUUUUCGAAUCCCCCAGGCUCGGUUCCCGCUCCGAAGGAAUGGUAUCGCCAGAUCAAUUAGAGUCCCAGUUCUCGACAACUUGGGCGGAACAAUCUCCUCCAUUGACAACAUCAGUAUCCUCGGCGCCUAUAUUACAAUAUCAAUAUGGACAACAGAGUUUUGAUACCCAAUCAUAUCUGGGUUCGAUGGAUCAGACAUCUGGUCUUAGGUCAUUGUCUGCCUUCGCAUUCCAUACAAAUCCUGUGUCGCAGCCAGUCUCAUACCUACGCCACUCUGUAGAUGAUUCCAGCCACAUCUCUGAUCCAUCUAUCUUCCUCUCCCGUGGUGAAGGGCAUCUUUCUCGGGAGUCACAUGAUGAACAGGGCAUGCAUAUUGGCGCUGGUUCUGGGACAGAGCAAAACGUAUCUUCACAAAGCCCGCAGGAUAGCGGGAUGCCCUCUAUGCUUUUCGAUUCACACCGAGUAUCUAUCGUUGAAAACGAUGCAGGCUCGUCUCCGAGGCUCCGCGAGACAGCCACCAACAUUGGCUCUGUACAAGACUAUCACAAUGAAUUAACUUUGGAUCGUCAGGUAUUGGAAGAGCGCAAUCAUGAAGCCGAUCAAACAUCUCACGAGUCGUCAAUGGCCCAAAGCAAAUGGCAAACAUAUCUGAAUAAUGUGACCGACAAUUACGGAUUGGACUCUGGGCGCCCUGAUCAGGAUUUGACUUUCAACAACGACCAUGCUGCCAUCGACAUCAAUUAUGCGUUGGAUUUGAUCAGUUCUCGGUUGCGCAACGAGGAACCCGCGCAGCCGCAAGCCUCCCAACCCGACCCCGAACCACAGGUCCAGUUUUGUAGUGGUUACUAUGCUUCCCCGGUGCCCAUCAAUGUUCCAAGAUAUUUGUCGCCGCUUCCCUCAUCGCUGCUGGAGAAUCCCAUCAAUCUGAUGUACUUCCAUCAUUUCCUGAACCAUACUGCUAGGAUGCUUGUCCCGCAUAACUGUGAUAACAAUCCGUUUAUCUCGGUUUUGCCGUCCAUGGCAACCUGUGAUUCCAAUCUCCUCAAUUUGCUGCUUGCAUACUCCGCUAGUCAUCGUGCUCGAUACCUAGGCCAUCCCGAGCCUGCCAAUCGAAUCGCUCAUUGGGUUAGCGAUGUGUUCCCGACCUUGCGUAUGGCAUUGGAGUCAUCAAGUGAAGACAUCACUGACAGCCAUUUGGCUACGGCCAUAAUGUUGUUGUCAUUAAAGAUUGUUUCUCCAGGGACAUUUGAAGUGCCGAUCACCUGGAAAACCCACCUCAAACUUGCUCGCGAUUUAUUCCUCGCACGGAGCGAGCGCAUGGCGCAGCCUGGGAAUAGGAUUGGGGCGUUCUUCGCUCGUUGGCUGGGCUAUCUCGACACGAUGGGAGCUUUGUCAUGUCGCGAAGCCGGCCCUCCACUGAUGAUAUACCACUCCAUCUUAACAGCUUGUUCCGCGCCCGAUGGACAUGAUGAAUUCGGUGUUGACUGCUUCACAGGGUUUACUCCCCGCACUGGAGUAUUUCUGAUUCGUCUUGCUCAGCUGGUACAGGAAUGUGAUAAUCAACGCUUCGACGAAAUGGGCAACUUCCGACAUGACUGGCAUGCGUCUCCGGAAAUGGUUCUAGAAGGGCAGUCCUUACUUGGUGAUAUCGACGACCGGGUCAGCGAGGGUGCUCAUACUAGCUCAGAACACUAUCAUGGCCUCGAGUCCGCGGACAUGAUAGCCAUUGAAGAAGCCUUCCGGUUUGCUGGUAUUCUGCAUCUCCAUCGGCGUGUCCUUGGGUCUUCGCCUGAAUCGUUCCCCGUGAAGGAGGUCUUGCGCAAGCUCAUUGACGCCCUUGGACGCAUGCGCCCUGGUGCAGCCACUGAAGUCUGCUCCUUGUUCCCACUCUUCACUGCCAGUUGCGAAUGCAGCGAUCCAGUUCAAAAGAAUAAGCUUUUGGACCGGUUGUUUGUCUUAGAGAGCUCGGGCAUGAAACAGAUUCAAAAUGCACGUCAACUGAUGCAAGAAUGCUGGGAUAAAAACCUUCCUUGGAUUGCCCUGGCUAGUGGUCAGUUCUUAGGUUAG
This is a messenger RNA of Penicillium griseofulvum, 2454 nucleotides long. RefSeq names its product Zn(II)2Cys6 transcription factor. Gene Ontology annotation, cellular component: nucleus. The record is from RefSeq and is a predicted model, not a curated record. Gene Ontology annotation, molecular function: zinc ion binding; DNA-binding transcription factor activity, RNA polymerase II-specific; transcription cis-regulatory region binding. The transcript is spliced from 5 exons. Lineage: Eukaryota; Fungi; Ascomycota; Eurotiomycetes; Eurotiales; Aspergillaceae. Bases 1 to 2454 code for a protein of 817 amino acids. Gene Ontology annotation, biological process: positive regulation of transcription by RNA polymerase II.